Molecule: messenger RNA, 10017 nt
Organism: Ictalurus punctatus (channel catfish)
Lineage: Eukaryota; Metazoa; Chordata; Actinopteri; Siluriformes; Ictaluridae
Product: zinc finger protein 236
Exons: 32
Coding region: 3472-8883 (1803 amino acids)
Biological process (GO): regulation of transcription by RNA polymerase II
Cellular component (GO): nucleus
Molecular function (GO): RNA polymerase II cis-regulatory region sequence-specific DNA binding; DNA-binding transcription factor activity, RNA polymerase II-specific
Source: RefSeq, a predicted model, not a curated record
UCCCCGGAUAUGGUAUUGCGGGUGUGCGUUUCUUUGUGCGCCAGACUGAGGCGGAAUGAUAUUAAUAACACUCCGCUGCUUGGACUCGCUCAGUUACGUUCAUUCGCUGUGAUGAGUAGCGGUCCGUACUGAGUGUCAGUUUACUCUACACACGCUUUAUUUGUUUAUUUCCGCUCUUCUGUUUAAUAUUCAGUAGCGUAUUUGUUUUAUGUUAAAACUCCUAUCGUAUUGGCGCUAACGCUAAGCUAGCUGGCUAACUUUAAACUGUUUUUAAUAUCAACAUUCGUGGUUCAGUGUAGCUGGCUAGCUAACUUUUUAUGCUACAUGUUUAGUUUUCUGACUUUUUUUAGGGCGGGGAGGAGGGAAAUGGUGGUUAGCAUUUCGAAUAAGAGCAGAAUCAUGCUCAUUUAGUUUGCUCGCUAAAUAGUUUCCUGAGCAACGAAGCCAGGCGCAAACAAACACAAAGGGGUCACAGUAUUGCCAAAUCGUUUCAGGGGAAAGUAGCGAAUGCAUGCUCAAGAAGCCGUCAGAUGACGUCACAGUUAUUUACGUAUUCCUCGAAUCCUUAUAACUGUUAAGGGUAUACCACAGCGAUUUGCCAACAUUUACAAUUAUUUAUUUAUUUAUUAAUCAACGUGAUUUGAAACAGUUUCUAGUUAUAUUUAAAGUUGAUUUUAAAUGUUUUUUUGUUUGUUUGUUUUACAUCCACAAGAAAAGGUAGUUCCUGUUAUCACUUGUGCGAGUGAGCAGUUACAGGUGCAUCUCCAGAAAUUUUUGAUAUUGUGGAAAAGUUAAUUUUUACCCAUAAUUUUAUUUUAAAAGUGGAACUUUCAUCUGUUUUAGAUUCGUUACAUGUGAAGUGAAAUGUUUAAAGCUUUUUUUUUCUUUUAAUCUUUUGUUUUAAAUUAGAAUAAAGAAUUUAUGAUACAGAAAUGUCGACCUGAGAAGAGUUCUAAUCAGCGAAUUAACUCAAAACACCUGCAAAGGUUUCCUGAGGCUUUAAUCUCUCAGUCUGGUUCAGUACACAACCACGAUCAUGGGGAGGAUGAAAGUAAAUUGUGCAUUUCAUUUGGAAAUCAAGGUUCCAGAGUCUGGAGGAAGAGUGGAGAAGAACAGAAUCCAAGUUGCUUGAAGUCCAGUGUGAAGUUUCUACAGUCAGUGAUGAUUUGAGGUGCCAUGUCAUCUGCUGGUGUUGGUCCAGUGUGUUUUCUCAGGUCGAGAGUCAAUGCCAGGAGAUUUUUAGAGCACUUCAUGCGUCCAUGUGCUGACUAGCUUUUUGGAGAUGCUGAUUUCCUUUUCCAGCAGGACUUGGCACCUGCUCACAGUGCCAAAACGUCUAGUAACUGGUUUGCCGACCAUGGUGUUACUGUGUUUGAUUGUCCAGCCGACUCGCCUGACCCGAAUCCCAUAGAGAAUCUAUGAGAGACGCCAGACCCAAUAAUACUGACGAGCUGAAGGCCGCUAUCAAAGCAACCUGGGCUUCCAGAACAAACACCUCAGCAGUGCCACAUGCUGAUCGCCUCCAUGCCACGCCAUAUUGAUGCAGAAAUUCAUGCAAAAGGAACCACGACCAAGUAUUGAGUGCAUAAAUGAACAUACUUUUCAGAAGGUCGAAAUUUCUGUAUUCUAAAUUAUUCUAAUAAUUUGAGAUACUGGAUUUUUUUAUUUCCAUGCGCUCUAAGAUGUAAUCAUCAAGAUUUUUUUUAAAAAAGCGCCAUGAAAUAUUUCACUUCAUGUAAUGAAUCUAGAAUACAUUCUAUUCUGGAGGGGGGAGGAAAUGAACUUUUCCCCAAUAUUCAGAUUUUUUGAAAUGCACCUAUAUAAACAGACUCACCAGCCUCUACAUUUUUUUUCUCUAUUUUUCCUCUUCAAGUUUAUAAAACAAGCAAAAAUGAGCUUGUUAUGUUACCAAGAAAGUUUCCCAUGGUGGAAAACCCGACUGUUACAGUGAGCUUACACCCAAACUCCUUCCAUUAUACAUGUUAAAGAAACCUCUCCUUACAGAAACUUUCACCAUAUAGAUUCUGCAUUUUUCUCUGUUAAAUAACAUGUUUGAAUAUGUUUAUUAUAACUAUUCGAUUAUGUAGCGCAUCCACCAUAAAACUCCCUGUGAACGAAGAUGUUACUAUAGAAACAGUAAUAUAUUAGAACAAGUGCAUUAAUAUACUGUAAACUUGUAAUUUGAGUUAUAGCCAGGACUGUUUUCAGACCUCUGUUCUUAAAGUCAUCUGUCCAAUCAGAUGUGAGAAUUCACCAGUGCUGUGGUAUACUAGAUUUUAACAUUUUUUCUCAUAGAAGACAUUUUUUGAUCAUGGCACCACAAGCUAACUAUUUAUGUAUUUAUAAAAUAAUAAUUUCUAUUGAGAAUGCAGAAAAAAUGUGAACAACCGUGAUGACUUGAUUCUUAAUACUGUGUGUCGUUACCUGUGUGAUCAACGACUGUUUUUAUGUUUGUGAUCGUUAUUCAUGAGUCCCUUGUUUGUCCUGAGCAGAAGAAGAAGGCGGCAACACGGUACAUUAACAGCCAGGGGGGUGUAAACUUUUGAACAGGAUGCUCGGAUUGUAAAUUGUUAUUUUCUUUUAAUACUGCAUGUCAGAAGCUGCAUAAGAUAUUUACAUGUUUCCCAGAAGACAAAAUAAUAAUUUACACCGGUCAUCCUGUUCAAAAGUUUACACCCCCUGUCUCUUAAUGUAUCAUGUUGCCUUCUUGAGCAUCACAGAACGUUUGCACCUUUUGUAAUAAUCAUGUACGAGUCCCUCAGUCAUCCCCAGUGUGUACAGACGGAUCUCAAGAUCUUAUAGCUGCUGUUGGAAAGGGCUCAAAUAUUCAGAAGAUGCUGGAAAAGUAAAGAAUGUGCAGGACCUGGAGGAUUUUUCUGAAGAACACUGGGCAGUUUAACUGCUCGGGACAAACAAGGGACUCAUGAACAUCUCUCACAAAACAUUAAAACAGUCGUUGAUCAUCCAGGUAACGACACGGUAUUAAGAAUCAAGCGUGUGUAAACUUUUGAACCGGUUCAUUUGUGUAAAUCCAGUUAUUAUUGUGAGUGUGGACUAUAUGUUAACAUCUGUUAUGUGAAAUGGCUUAUUCAGGCCCGGACUAAAUAAAAAAACAAAUGCAAUUCUUAUGAACCCACUUAUGUAUUUUUUUUAAUUAUUAACAUUUUGCAGAUUCUGCAAGGCGCAUGUAAACUUAUGACCUCAACUGUAUUUAUUGAUUUCCUCUUUGAACAUAUGAAAUUGUUAGCAAGGAGGACACGGGAGACCCAGGUACACUCUUUAGCCCACUGCCAGUUUAGAAAGCAGAAUUUAAAAUCAGGACACAAAGAUUAAACACUACCUGGUUCAGCGUCUCAUGCUCCGAAUCCAUGCCAGUAAAACGCAUUCAGAAGGGAAACACACACUGGAAAGAAAGGACAGAAGUACUCGUCCCCGCCUGCUACAGAGUGAUGCACCGCAAACUGUCGCGUUAUGACAGAUGAUGGAGGAGAGGAACCGAGGGUGGAGAGCGCAAGCAGUGCUGAACAUCGUUGCAGUAUCUGCCCUCUUACCUACAGCACCGAGAACCAGCUUCUCAAACACCUCAGAGAGCAUGAAGCCAACGACAAGCCUCACCGCUGCGAUAAGUGUCCCCAGUCAUACAACGUGGAGUUUAACCUCAUGCUGCACAAGUCGACUCACAGCACGGCCGAGCCCACCUGCCCCGUGUGUGAGAAAAAGUUCACCCGAGUCGCCAGUCUCAAAUCUCACAUCAUGGUGCAUGAGAAAGAGGAGAAUCUGCUGUGCUCGGAGUGCGGUGAUGAGUUCGUGCUGGAGAAUCAGCUCGCCCUGCACCUGGAGGAACACCGGCGAGAACUCUCCGGAACCCGGGUUUUUACCUGCAAGACCUGCAGCACUGAGUUCCCCUCGGCCAGUCAGCUGAAGGAGCACAACCGCACCCACGCGAAGAUCAGGCCAGUUGUGAGCAGCUCACGGAACUACAAAAAGAACAUUGAUCGCAGCGGUUUCACCAACACCUGCCAUCACUGUGGCAAGACGUUUAAAAAACCCAGCCAGCUUGUCCGACACAUCCGCAUUCACACAGGAGAGCGGCCGUUCAAGUGCACACACUGCGGUAAGGCUUUUAACCAGAAGGUGGUGCUGCAGACUCACAUGGUUCGCCACACCGGAGAGAAGCCACACCUCUGCAUGCUAUGCCCCGCCUCGUUCUCUCAAAAAGGAAAUCUGCACUCACACGUACAGAGAGUGCACUCUGAGACUGCAGGCACCCCCGUGUACCCCUGUAUGGACUGUAGCUGUGUUUAUAAGAAGCUGGGCAGUCUGAAUGCUCACAUUAGUAAAAUGCACAUCUCCAUCAUGGAGGUGGAGGAGUCGCCCAACACACAGGAGGGGGCAGAACCUGGGCAGACAGGAGGUGGGACAGAAGGAACAGAGGGCGUGACCGAUGUGAUCCAGCAACUGCUGGAACUUUCAGAACAGGUAACGAGCGACAGCGCUCAGGCUCCACCCCCUGGACCGAAUAUCACUAUGGAGACAGCUAUCAAUCAAGAUAUCUUGCAGCAAGCCCUGCAGAACAGUGGUCUAAGUUCAAUCCCAGUUCAGUCGGAGGCUCAGGGCAACACUGCAGUUCCUCCACUCGCCACAGAGGGCGCCAACUCCCACCCUGCUCACAUCCACAAGCCCACAGGCACCUCAGCGCACAAACUGCUGAAAAAGGAGAAGAGGAGCAUCUUUAAAAAAACUGUACAGAUUCCUGGCACUAUCAGGGAGGAGUGUGGAGUGCGCUGGCACGGUUGCCCAUACUGCUGUAAGGAGUUUAAGAAGCCGAGCGAUCUGGUGCGUCACAUCCGCAUACACACGCACGAGAAGCCGUACAAGUGCGCGCAGUGUUUCAGAGCGUUCGCUGUGAAGAGCACGCUCACCGCACACACCAAAACACACUCCGGCAUCAAGGCCUUCCAGUGUACACACUGCAGGAAGAGCUUCUCCACCUCUGGCAGCAUGAAGGUGCAUAUGAGGCUGCACACCGGUGUGCGGCCGUUCCCAUGUCCGCACUGUGACAAGAUCUUCCGGACUUCGGGUCACAGGAAGACGCACAUCGCCUCGCACUUCAAAAAUCUGCAGCAGAAAAAGCACAAAUUCCCACGCAAACCAAACCGAGCGCAUGUCUCCAAACACAACCUGCCGCUUCCAGAUAUACAGCUGCAGGAGCCCAUCCUCAUCUCUGACCUGGGUCUGCUGCAGAAUCAGAACUCACGUGCCGCACUUCAGCAGUAUCUGGACAUCGUGGAGAACGAGCGGCCGUACAAGUGCACUUUCUGCAACAAAGCGUACAAGAAGUCGAGCCACCUCAAACAGCACGUCAGGUCGCACACAGGUGAGCGGCCGUAUAAGUGUGUGCAGUGCAGUAAGGGUUUCGCGUCGUCAGGCGUGUUGAAGGCUCACAUCCGCACACACUCGGGCUUGAAGGCGUAUAAGUGCCUGCUCUGUGACACCACCUUCACCACCAAUGGCAGCCUGAGACGCCACAUGACGACGCACAGCGACCUCCGACCCUACAUGUGCCCUUACUGCCAGAAAACCUUCAAAUCUUCCCCCAAUUGCAGAAAGCACAUGAAGACGCACAGGUAUGAAUUGGCUCAGCAACUUCGACAGCAGCAGGGCUCAUCUGAAGCCCCGCCUCUGGAAGAUCCAAUGGGUGGGGCCAAUACUGUGGAAGUCCCAAUGGGUGGAACCAGUGCAUUAGAGGACCCAAUGGGUGGGGCUAACACAGUAACUCAUGACCUGCAGGUAGGAGCAACAGGAUUGGGCACAUCCAGUUCCAUUAUGGGGGCGGGGCCUCAGGCCAUGCUGCAAGUGGUGAGCGGAAACCAGACAGUGGCGCUAGAAGCACCUAUGGUACAGGACGCAGAGUCAUUUGUGAACGCGCAGCACAUCAGCCAGUAUGGGACACAGACCCUCCAACAACCUUCAUAUGACCAACCUGCACUGACACAAGGUUUCUCCAUCUCCGAAGGGUAUGCCCAGCAUCCCACUCUUUCCUCGGUGCAACAGCUGCAGGAUUCGAGCACGCUGGAGUCACAGGCACUGAACUCCACCUACACGCAGAGCUUACUGAAUGUGCACACCACAGAGACGACGGUUUUGCUACAGGAUUCAAAUCGGACGGAUUAUCAGGAUGACGAGGAUGAGGAGGAGAACAGCAAGAGGGCUUACAGGUGCAAUGUUUGUGAUAAAGGCUUUAAGAAGUCGAGUCACCUGAAGCAGCACAUUCGCUCACACACUGGCGAGAAGCCAUAUGGCUGCAACCUGUGUGGGCGGAACUUCGUCUCCACCGGCGUUCUCAAAUCACACCUGAACACGCACACAGGCGUGAAGGCGUUUAAAUGUAACGUGUGUGACGCCUCCUUCACCACUAACGGCAGCUUGAAUCGUCACAUGAUCAUCCACCUUAACACGAAGCCGUUUCGAUGUACCCUUUGUGAACAGAGUUUCCGCACGCACCUGCUACGCCGCAAACACAUGAAGCUCUUUCAUGCUGUCGGGCCCAGAGUUCUGGAUGGAGAUGAAGGGAUAGUGGAAGUUGAUGAUGGGGACCCCUCGCUGGCGAAGAGGAUCAGGUCGGGCAUCAUCACGUUUUCAGAGGAGCAGACAGCCGAGCUGGCUCAGAGUGACCCGGGUAAUGACGCCUCGGUUUCUGAGAAGGUCCUGAUCCAGUCUGCUGCAGAGAGAGAUCGCAUCAGUGAGAUCAAGGAUAAGAGCACGCUGGAGCUUGAGCCCAAGUUCCCCAACUGCUGCCAGUAUUGCCCAAAAAGCUUCAAAAAGCCCAGCGACCUUGUUAGACAUGUCAGGAUUCACACCGGAGAGAAGCCGUAUAAGUGUGAUGACUGUGGGAAGAGUUUCACAGUGAAAUCCACACUGGACUGCCACAUCAAGACACACUCAGGUCAGAAGCUGUUUACGUGCCACAUGUGCAGCACGGCGUUUUCCACUAAAGGUAGUCUGAAGGUGCACAUGCGCCUGCACACCGGCUCCAAACCCUUCAAAUGUCCGUACUGCGAUCAGCGUUUCCGCACGUCCGGACAUCGCAAAACACACAUGCUGUGCCACCUGAGGCACGGCCCUGAGAGCAGGAAGUCCAGGCACACCGCUCAAGGCAAUGUCAUUGCCCAGAAUACACCGGGGCAGCAGGCUCCGCCCACCGCUGCCGAAUCACUGCCUCCUGUGGGCCUCCUGCAUAGUACGGGUGCUGACCCGAACAUCUACAUCCACAGCAGCCCAGUCCUGACAGGACAGUACGACCCAAACUUGCUGCAGCAAGGCAUCGUGGGACAGACUAUCCUUCCAGCUACCAUGUCAGCGAAUGGUGACCUGACAGUGUCUCUAACAGAAGGUUUGGCCACAUUAGAGGGGAUUCAGCUGCAGCUCGCACCAACAGGUCUGCUUUGUCCCAACGUCCAGAUAUCCGGCAUCGACCCAUCCAACAUCAACAACAUCACACUGCAGAUUGACCCUAGUAUCCUGCAGCAGACUCUACAGACCGGUGUGUUAAGUAUCGACUCCACCCUGUCGUCCCACACCAACGCACACCUGCUGGCCAGUGAUGCUACAGGACACACUAACGUUGUGAUCCAGAACCCCAGCGUUGCCAUCGGCAACCUCACAGAGCAGGAACACACAGGCUCAGAGCAGUUGGCUCAGGUGGUCGGAGCACCGGCACUGGUGGGGAACGGCAGUUCAGGAGCACCGGAGAUCACACUCACUAUCAGCAACUCACAUGCGCACACGCUCCCCCACACACAGACUGACACACACACUCAUAAUGCUAAUACCAACACACUGGCCAAUAGUAACCAGGAGAUCACACUUACUAUAUCAGGUCAGGAUCUGUUGCCUCCACCAUGUGCAGGUGCAGGAGUAGAAAUGGGUGGGGCCUUGCCAUUGACCACACCUCCCUCAAGCAGCAGCUCUCUGGCUCUCAGUUCCGAGCAGCUCCUCACACAAAGCUCUGCCCCCUCCAGCAUGGCAGUUACCACUCUGGCUCCCAGCACCUCUCUCUCCCAGAACAUGUCGAUGUCAUCAGGGAGUGUGACCACUGACAGCAACGUCACACUUGCGCUGGCGGAUACACAGAUGCUGGACACAGUCACACUGAACCUCAACACACAGGGUCAGCAGUUCCCAGCUGUGGUGUGUGAGGAGGGAUCAUCAGUGCAGCCUGCAAACAGGAUUCAACAGGUUACACCUCAGUCAGAGGAAACCAAGGUGGCGAAUCAGUGUUUCUACUGCAACAUGGCGUUCCGCUCAGCGGCCGUGCUGCGCCGCCACUGGAGGAUAGCACACGGCAAAGAGCGCUGCUACAUCUGCAGUGUGUGUAACAAGGCCUUCAAACGGCAAACACACCUCAAGGAGCAUGAGUUUGUCCACACAAACGGUCCAUCUCUGAGCUCUCAAAAGCCACGUGUGUUUAAGUGUUUUAGCUGUGAUAAAGCAUUCGCCAAGCCAAGCCAGCUGGAGAGACACAUCCGCACACACACAGGUGAGCGGCCCUAUAAGUGUGAGCAGUGUGAUAAAGCGUUUAAUCAGAAGAGUGCGCUGCACAUACACACCGUCAAACACACCGGAGAGAAGCCUUACAAGUGUGAGGUGUGCAGCAUCAGCUUCACACAGAAAAGCAACAUGAAGCUUCACAUGAAAAGAUCACAUGGCUUUGGUAAGCAUACGGAGGAGGGAACGGCGGUGGACCGAGAGCAGGAGUGCGUUUCUGAGGCAGCACAGCCUCCACCUCCCAGAACCGAAACGCCCGCAGGACUGCAACUGCACACAACAGAACCGGAGACACCGUCUGACUGGCAGUGUCCCAUCUCUACCGUCUUCCCCUAAACCCCGACCACACACCAUUCUCCGCUACACCUUACACACCCAUCUGCCACUCAAGUCUACUCGAUCUGAACUCCACAGCCCUACCCUCUACCCCACAGAGUCAUUCACUAAACCCCUAAACACCCAUCCCAUACUUCCUAUGCAUCUUCGAUUCUAUAUCCAUAUCUCCUACUCCAGUGGUUCCCAAACUUUUCCAGGGCAAGGCCCCCCAAAUGGCAUUAACAUUUGACCGAGGUCCCCCUUUUGCAAGAUGUUAAAAACACAUUAAAAAUACAGACUUCUGAAUAUAUCCCCCUUUUUUUUUUAAUUAAUAAUUACAUCUUACAUCUUUACAUUACAUUAAAUUAGGAAUUGAUUAUGUGUGUGUGGUUGUGUGAGAGUGAGAAAGAGAAAACAUAGUAGUGGGUGGGAUCGGCACACCAAAUUGUUGAGGCCCUCCGGGCGCCCCCUGGCGGCCCCCACUUUGAAAAGCACUGUCCUACUCUAUCAUACAUCUCCUCUGCACUCUCUUUCCCUAAAUGUCCCUAACACGCACACACCCACACACACUCUCAUUCUCACCAGUGAUUAAGCCAUUCGCACACAUCUUUCAAGUUACAUGCACUUUGAAACUCCCUCUAGGUCGGAUGUGCAUGCUUUUUAUCAGAGUUCAAAGUGAUCAAUGUUUCAUUAUAAAAACAAUAAAGCCUAGAAAAUUCGACAAUGUAAUAAUAUGCUGCAAAAGGUCAGUGAGGUUUUUGUUUGUUUGUUUGUUUGUUUGUUUUUUUAAAAUCUUCUCCACCUAACUGUAUAAGUGGCACUGUUUUAUCGAUGAUAAUUUCUUUAAAAUGGAUAUGGAAAAGAAUGACCUUGUUUUAUUUAAAAAACAUUCUUUUAUAUAAUUUAAUUAUAUUUGUAUAAAGCAUUUUUUUAAUCAAAGUAUUGUCGCAUGUAAAUAAUUUAUAGGCAAGACAUGCUCAUAUCAGUGACGAAGCCUCAUUUGCCAGUGUACAAACCUUAAGCUAUAUACUUUGUCAGAUUUGCAUUUUGUAAUGUUCAGAGGUAUUUAAAAAUAAAUGUUUCUUUUUUAAAAAAACAAAAAACACUAAGUUUUUUUAAGGGUGAAAUGGUAGAAUGAGCACAUCCAUCCAUCCA